Messenger RNA from Trichoplax adhaerens, 258 nucleotides. RefSeq lists its product as uncharacterized. Lineage: Eukaryota; Metazoa; Placozoa; Uniplacotomia; Trichoplacea; Trichoplacidae. The coding region runs from base 1 to 258 and encodes 85 amino acids. The transcript is spliced from 3 exons. The record is from RefSeq and is a predicted model, not a curated record.
AUGACAAGCAGUCAAAAAGAUCAGGUCUUACAGGAACUCAGAAGUCAGAUCGCUCUGGCAAAUGCUCAGGAAUUGAUGCAGAAAAUGUCAGAAAAAUGCUUUAAGAAGUGUAUAUAUAAACCUGGAACCCAAUUAGACAACUCUGAGCAGAAAUGUCUUGCCAUGUGUAUGGAUCGAUAUAUGGAUGCGUGGAAUACAGUUUCACGUACAUAUAAUGCACGAUUAUCAAGAGAACAUUCAAGUGGCGGCCUUCAAUAG